GCAUGUAAGGAAUGGAGUCCUCUCAACACUCAUUGUCCAUGAGGCCAUUUGCAGGUCUGGGAUCAGCUAGCCUUUCCAAAUACUAAGAUGCUUGAUAGAGGAGGGAAAGGACAAACUGGCUCGAGUUCAGUGCUUGGCAAGGUUGGUCGAGUUGGAAUCCUCUAAUGUGGACCAUGCAGAACCAGCCCAACCUAUAAAUAAUACUGACAAAUCUUUAGAGGAAAAGAACACAGAACCUGGAGAAAACAAGGGGAGGCGGCGCAACAUGAAGACUGACCUUGCAGCAAGGGGCUUCUUCCUAAAAGCCAUGGCAGUGUUGCUGUUGUUGGCUCUGGUGUGGACAGCCAUGGCCUCUUCCACGCAGUUGUCAGCAGUGGAGUCCUGUGGGCCAGAGGUUGCAGCUCUCAAGCGCAGCAUCAGGAAACUGGAGAAUAAGCUCUUGAUUGGGACUUGGCAGGUGGAGCACUUGCAGAUGCACAAAUACUUCAAGCCAUUUCAAUCCGCUGCACCUAAUACUAAACCUGAAACUGACGCAGGCCCCGCUGUAAACCACAACAGCAGUGGAACAUUAGACAGCUCUGAUAUGACACUGAUGAAACCACUUCCACCAGCAGGCAGUUUAAUUGUCCACGACAAAGACUGCUCUGAGCUGUUUGACAGACUGAGACCACCAAGCGGUUUUUACCGCAUCAGACCCAAAUCACACCAGGAGCCUUUUUUGGUCUACUGUGACAUGAAAGAUGGAGGAGGAUGGACAGUGUUUCAGAAACGUCGGCACGGAAAAGUUGAUUUCAACAGAGACUGGGUGGACUACAGAGAUGGCUUUGGUGACUUGAAACUGUGGAAUGAUGAGUUUUGGUUGGGGAAUGAGCACAUUUAUUCUCUACUCUCAGAAGGUCAGAACCUGGUGAAGAUAGAUCUAAUGGACUGGGAUGGAAAGAGAAAUUACGCAUUUUAUGAGAACUUCAGGAUCACAGAUGAGGCUGACAAGUAUCGCCUCCAGUAUGAGCUGUAUAGUGGGCAAGCUGGGGACGCUCUGACUGGUGGUGGGGGGGUGGUGGAGCACUGGUCCGCCUGCCUCAGCGGUAUGCAGUUCAGCACCAGAGAUCAGGACAAUGAUCGCUACAUUCAGGGCAGCUGUGCUCAGGAGAAUAAGGCAGGAUGGUGGUUCAACAGGUGUCAUGCAGCCAACUUAAAUGGGAAGUUCUACCGCACAGGGAAGUACAAGGGCCAGUAUGACAACGGUGUGGUGUGGGGGACCUGGAAAGGCCUGUGGUAUUCCCUUAGACACACCACCAUGAAGGUGCGGCCUUUGGUUUUCUUGGACACCAUGGGCAGUGGAGCGGGGGAAAUGUAAAAACCAGGCUGGGUGAAUGAGGGCAAAGGCAUGUUUACACUCUUCGUAUUUUAAUUUCUCCCUUUGCGUCAUCAGUUGAAACUAUUAUCAACUUGCAAUAGCACAGUAUCUUCUGUUCUCAAAGUAAGCAUCCUUUCUAUAAAGUGUAUCAUCUUACUCAAAAAAUAAAAACAA
Molecule: messenger RNA, 1531 nt
Organism: Chelmon rostratus (copperband butterflyfish)
Lineage: Eukaryota; Metazoa; Chordata; Actinopteri; Chaetodontiformes; Chaetodontidae
Gene: fgl1b
Product: fibrinogen like 1B
Exons: 9
Coding region: 266-1357 (363 amino acids)
Source: RefSeq, a predicted model, not a curated record